This is a messenger RNA of Diaporthe batatas, 1605 nucleotides long. Its product is annotated as rRNA-processing protein PWP1. The record is from RefSeq and is a predicted model, not a curated record. Gene Ontology annotation, biological process: rRNA processing. Gene Ontology annotation, molecular function: protein binding. Gene Ontology annotation, cellular component: nucleus. The coding region runs from base 1 to 1605 and encodes 534 amino acids. NCBI's taxonomy places the organism in Eukaryota, Fungi, Ascomycota, Sordariomycetes, Diaporthales, Diaporthaceae. The transcript has 2 exons.
AUGUCUAUGAUCACAACGGCAACAUGGGCACCGCGAGGCUUCGCGGCGCCCUUCCCACAGAAGUAUGACUUCGACGAGGAAGAGUUCGAGCGCAUCGCCUCGCUGGCCAAGCUGAACUUGGACGAUGCGAACGACGACCUCGAAGAGGCGAAAGCAAAGGAGGAGAAGGGCAGCUCGGACACAGAAGAGUCGAAGAAGGCCACUGACGGAAUCAAGGACGACAUCGAGAUUGACGACGACCUGAAGGAGUACGACCUAGAGCACUACGACGACGACCCAGAGGAGGAUAUAGAAGUCGCACAGAGCAUGGGCAUGUUUGGGAACGUCAAAUCGCUUGCAUACUAUGAGAACAACAAGGAGGACCCCUACAUCACGAUACCCGACGCCGUGGACGACAACGAGGAGCGGGAGGAGCUGCAGAUUCUUGCCACAGACAACCUAGUCCUAGCAGCGAAGGUCGAGGACGAGCUGGCACAUCUGGAGGUCUACGUAUACGAAGAUGACUCCGACAAUCUCUACGUGCACCACGACAUCAUGCUGCCUGCCAUACCCCUGUGUGUCGAGUGGCUAGACAUUGCUUGCGGCAAGUCGAGCGUCGAUAAGGAUGCGACGGCCAACUUUGUCGCCAUCGGUACCAUGGACCCCGAUAUCGAGGUUUGGGAUCUCGACACAGUAGACUGCAUGUACCCAAAUGCUGUCCUGGGGCAGGGAGGCAACCCAGAGGACGAAAAGAAGAAGAAGAAGAAGAAGAAGAAGAAGUCGAAGAAGGCCAACGACGAGUAUCACGUCGACGCAGUGCUGUCACUCGCAGCGAAUAGGAAACACAGGAACCUCCUCGCCUCCGCCUCCGCCGAUAAAACCGUCAAGCUGUGGGAUCUGCACACCUCAAAGUGCGCCAAGUCAUACACCUACCACACCGACAAGGUCUGCUCUAUCGCAUGGCACUCCGUCGAGUCCACGGUUCUCCUCAGCGGCAGUUACGACCGUACUGUAGUCGCCUCGGACAUGCGGGCGCCGGAGGCGAAGCCGCGCAGGUGGGGUGUUGAGAGCGACGUUGAGAACGUGCGGUGGGACUCGCACGACCCCAACUUCUUCUUUGUCUCUACCGAGAACGGUGUCGUCCACUACUACGACGUCAGGAACGCGCCUUCAGACCCGGCCAAGAGCAAGGCAGUGUGGACAUUGCAGGCACACGACCAAUCUGUUUCAUCAUUCGACCUGAACACCGCGAUACCCGGCUUCAUGGUGACGGGCUCUACGGACAAGACGGUCAAGCUCUGGAAUAUACAAGCCUCAGGGCCUUCGCUGGUGGUCUCUCGUGAUCUCGAUGUCGGGAAGGUCUUCUCCACGACAUUCGGUCCCGAUCCAGAGGUCGCAUUCCGGUUAGCUGUGGCUGGCAGCAAAGGCACGAUGCACAUCUGGGAUACCAGCACGAACGUGACCGUUCGCCGUGCGUUUGCUGGCAAGCUACCUGACGUUAAGCCAGAUGAGGAAGUCAAGGAGAGGCUGGUUGGGGUUACUAAUGAUGAAAGCGACUCUGAUGACGACGAGGAGGAGGAAGAGGAGGGCGAGGGCGAUGGAGACGAAUCCAUGGAAGAGGAUUAG